This is a messenger RNA of Lingula anatina, 5228 nucleotides long. RefSeq lists its product as uncharacterized. Lineage: Eukaryota; Metazoa; Brachiopoda; Lingulata; Lingulida; Lingulidae. The record is from RefSeq and is a predicted model, not a curated record.
GAAAUCAGUCAGGUGCGUGAAGUAUUUUCUUUCUUCGGUGUCAAGUUUUACCGGUGGCCAUUGUUAACGUGGAUGAACCCCUCAUCAUAUGAACUGUGGUGCGAGUUAAAGUGCCUUAGUCGGUCUUGGGAAAUCCACGCGGACUCAAGGCACAUGUAACUAUGUGCAUUAAAACGACGCUAAUGAAAUUCCUCCUGGGACUGUGCAUCUUGCACUUCGGGCAUCUUGUUCUAGCACAAGGUGUACUAGAUGCAGAUGGAUGUGACCCCAAUCCCUGUUUGCAUAGUGGAAGUUGUAGCAUUGACCCGGUUAUGAAUUACACGUGCUCCUGCCAGCUUGGGUAUGUUGGGAGAAACUGUGAAAUAAGUGAAUUUAGUACCACCAGUUCAGAGACUAUCACUGACAUCGGUGAAGUAUCAACUACCGUGGGCGUGAAUACAACGACCAAUGUAACUUACAGUAGUAGUGGGGCAUCUACCACCUUCACCACUACCACGCCCUCUACCGAUACUCUCCCCUGGUAUUCUACAAUCUACGACACUACGACCUAUCCUACUGGUGUCAGCACGGAGACACCACUAGGUACUGGUGUCAGCACGGAGACACCACUAGUAGGGUCACACGGCGCACCUUGUACACGGACACAGGACUGCAUGGCUGGGGACAACAACACCGUCUGCACAGACACAGGGCAGUGCACGUGUAACACCGGGUUACCGCCUUAUUACCUGGACGGAGCUAACCUCUGUGCUCCGUAUUACAAUGCGGAAUGUAGCAAAAACACCAGCUGUCUCACACAAAUUACCAGUUACUACUGUAACGAUAUCAACAGGUGUGUCUGCGGGUUUGGCCUGAUCUAUAACCAGGAAAUGCAGCGCUGUAUAUAUGGCUAUAACCAGGAGUGUUACAGUGAACUUGGCUGCGGGGAUUCCUCCCUCGUUUGUACGGGUCUCCUGUUGGACAACACGCCCGGCAGCUGUAAAUGCGCUCCUGGUCACAAUUUCCUACGGGGUCGAUGUCGAGCAGGCUCAGUGAUUAACAGUCCUUGUCAGUCCAGUUGUCCGUAUGGGAGCAAUACAGUGUGUGUGAAUGGGACUUGUGUCUGCCAGACUGGGUUCUUCCACAACCAAACCACACAACAGUGUCAGCGGGCCUACAAUAGUUCCUGUACCUUUAACCGGAACAUAUGUUCAGGAGUCGGUGACAGUAAGAUGAGAUGUAGCUACGUGAGUGAACAAAGUGGCUAUUUCUGUCGAUGUGAUUUCGGCCACUUCUACAACACCACUGUGAGAUUGUGUGAACUGGCCAUCGGUUCCAGUUGCACAUCCACUGAGCAGUGCCUGCGGCGUGAAGGUUUUUAUAAAAUGUCCUAUUCGGUAUCUUGUCAGGACACGGAUCUUGACGGCCGAAAUGACACGUGCCUUUGUGACGAAGGUCACUUCUGGAACCUACGGGAUAGUAGAUGUGAGCUUUAUAGCGGUUCUGCGUGUCGCGAUGGUUUUAUCAACGUGGUACCUGCAUUAGCCGCUAGGCGAAAGAGGCAGUCUGGCGCAGCUGUAUCUUCUGGUUCCGUUUGCGUCAUGAUUCAAGCCAACCCCAUGUCAUGGACCGAGGCAGUGGAAGGCUGCCGCUCCCACUCCAGCAAUAUGUUAGCAUUGUCCUACAUUGCGUGGUCACAUGUUCCAUAUUACUCUUACACACUUUCUUCUGCUGCUAAUAUGGUUUCACGAUAUUGGACAAGCAUGUUGUUGAGCCAAGACAGCCAAAACCUGAUCUGGGAAGGUGCAUUUCCCCACCCUGUUAACUACAGUGAACGGGGCGUUUGGCAGUGGUCGGACAAUCAGCCUCUCCCGCUCCAUGGUAACUGCGUUGCUGCGAGAGAUAAUUUUAAUUACGGUCGCGUAAACCUCACCACCGAGCCAUGUGACAGCAGACUGCCCUCUGUUUGUACCCACACCCCCAUCAGACCGGAACUGAGCACAGUUUUGAAAUGCCCGGAUGGUUGGCGAGGAUCACCUGAACUUGAAAAAUGUUUGAUAUUUGUGAAACGGCCGGAAUCUUACGAGAGUGCCGAGUCUUACUGUUCUUCGGAGGGAGGCAGGUUGUUUUCUCCAACCUCGUCCUUUAGCAGAUCAUUUGCUAUCCGUGGAUUUGUUUUUAUGGAAGUGGAAUACGCCAGGGUGGGUGUUACAUGUCGUGUGGAGACAUCAUUAUGCAAAUUAGCAGACGGACGUGUCGUCCAUAUGGAUCAAUUACGGUCUCUGAUUGGAGGGUCCACCCUGCCCGAUCAAUCUGGAUUCACUGGAGAGGGAUCUGGCGCCAAUCCUGUCCUGAAUACUCUCAUGCUAGAAGAAACGUGCUUGGCUUUCGACCAGAAUUGGGUUACUGGUCGGAUUCUGUACGCAUCUACAAACUGCGACGAGCCUUUGCCGUAUAUAUGUGAAUUAGAUGUGGCCGUUUCCGAAUCAGUUGUGGAAAUCUCAGCACCGGUCGUUGAUGAGAGGACGGAAACCCUUACAUUCUCAGUUUCAAACUACGACUCAAACACAUUCGUGACGUUUGUGAAAGACGGGUUACAAAACCUGCAUCGUACUCUGGUUCCGGCGAGUUCGACAGUGAUCUACCCCUUACGGGUACCGCCAACGCAAUCUAGAGGCGAAAGGCAAGGGUACUACUCUAUAGAGGUUUGGGGAAAGAAGCCAUACAGACGGUAUAGCUCACAAAGAUACCUGCUGAAGUAUUCUGAUAUACAAACGUUUACCGGUACCAUGAAAUCAAGUUAUCUCACGUCAUCCCCGAAGGAUUACACAGAACCAUCCCUGUAUGCCGGAGGAGUGGAACAUCAGCCGAGUGUUCGACAAACUUCCUUUGCUCAGAUCUCCAACGCCGUGAGAGGAAUAGGCAAUGCAGUUUCCAGAGAGUUUUUUGUAGAAACGGUUCUAAAAGAUGUGAGGUACGCAAGUACUGGUGGACUUCUCAUAGAUUUUCGAGCAUAUGUUCAAACAGGCCCACGGAAUAAACGAAGGGUCGCCUUGCCUGACAAUAACAUAGAUGGCGUUCUGAGUGUUUUGGAUACAGAGCUGCGAGGUGUUUUGGAGAGUUUCGGUUUUAUUCCCUCUAGUCUUCGUCUACGGGUGGAAACUUGGACAGCAGCAAGAAGUCCUUUGCCAGUCCCAGGCACCAGACGAUUAACCUUCACCAAUUGUCCAGACGACCUGCAGCGCCACACACCGUCCAACUCGUCACGGGUCACGUGGCCUACACCGGAAGUGAUAGGUUACCCUGGGAACAUCACGAUAAAAGGAAACUAUUACCCAGGGCAUGUUUUUCCCGUUGGAUCAACUGUUGUCACGUACACCGCUGAAGACAAUGCAGGAAACAAAGCUACCUGCAAAUUUACCGUAGACGUGAAAAGUAUAGUGAAAGAAUGCCGAAAUAAAAUUCCCGUUCCGGACCGUGGUACUUUACGCUGUAGGCAGCCAGCUGUCGGCAGUGAACGCUGUGACGUCACGUGCCUUUCAGUCCCUAGCAACAUCAGACAGAACCCGGAUGUACCACAGAGUUACAUGUGUAAUCCGGAGGGAAAGUGGGAGCCGCUGUUUGAAUGGGGCGCUGUUAAGACACUGGCUUGUAUUGCUCUAGAGCCACCAAAGAGUUAUAGACUCCUGUUUAACGUGGAACAUCCGGGAACCUGUGUGGAUGAUAACUACUUCAAGCCAUUUGUCGUGGGUGAGCUGAUUAAGUGGCUGAGAGACGCUGAUUUAUGUCCCGAAGGAGAUUUAAUUAAGUUAUGCCAAAGGUCACAGGUGGAGGUCAUCUGUAGGGAGGAGGAUAGAAGACGCAGGGACUCCCACGAGGGGAAACUUAUUGUGAAUUUGGCUCUUAAUGCGACUUUUACCGAGGAAAACAGCACGGAUGAGUAUCAAAAUGUUUUAGCUCUGGCAGAGAAUGUGACAAACUUCAUCGUCAGCAGUCAGUUUCGGUUUGAAUAUGGUGGAAUAAAUUACACCUUUGAAACGGGAUCGCCUGGCGAGGAAGAGACAACUUGUGGUGAAGGGCAGAUGAAGGUUCUGGACAAAUAUUGCGUUAAGUGUCCACCUGGCACAAAAUACAACUCUCUCCUGAAAACCUGCGAUUCAUGUCCAGAAAAUACGUACCAGGAGCGUCGGGCGCAGUCCGUGUGUAUCAAGUGUGAAGGGGACAAAACGUCGCCACCAGGGUCAUUCAGUCGUUUUGAUUGUCAAGACACGGAGCAACCUACAGUGGUUACAAAUACGCAAGUUGACAUCUCACUCAUCAUCGGCGUGACAUUUGCCGUCAUUGUGGCCGUCAUCCUCGCCGCCAUCUUGGUUUACGCGGUAUGUCGAUGUAGGAACAGCGAGAAAAAGGUAGAGGGGCACGCCACGGCGCCAGCUGUAACUGACGCCCAGGACUACCAUAAUUAUGCCUACGAUUACACUGAAGCUCUGCCAGCUUCGUACCAGAGCACGGAGACAAAUCACGAUGAGAGAUUACAUACGGGACCAAGGACUGAACAUACCACAAAUGCCUCGAACUCUCACCGCGCGUAUGAAGGUAUGGUGCGAGAUGGCCCUGAGCAGAAAGCGUACACUCAGUUAAGUUUGAGAGAAGAGGCAACGACACCUAUUGGUGAAUAUGAAAGUAUCUCAACUCACCACGCAGCUCAACAAAACGACUAUACUCGACUUAGGAGUAGUAGCGAGGAACAGUAACUAAGAGCCAUGUCGUAAGGCAACAUUGGCGGUUUGGUGCCUAGUUGUAAAUACUACAGUAUAUUUAGGCUGACGAUUUAAUCAGCCGUGUUGUAAAGCUUACGGCUCGAGUAUAUCUUUCUCUCUUUCAUAUCUGUAUAUGCAAUCUAUUGCGUAUAUAUAGUAUACAUGUAUCAGCUUAUUGUAUGCUUGGCGUGCUAAAGAUACCAAAUCUACAAAAAUUACCAAAUUUUAGUUUUGUACCUUUUUAGCAAGCAUUUUAACAUAUUUUUUCUUUUGAAAAUAAAUAUAUAUUUAUCGAUUUAUGAUAUUUCAACGUGGGUAUGACUAUUGCUGUACUUCCCGCUCUUUAAGCAUACAAUAUAUAUCAUGUCUUUUAUUAUGGUCUAAUGAUAUAUUUUACACAAGAGUACAACCUUACAUUUUUUUAUUUUAUAUUUUACAAUAACAACAUUUUCCUGUCUGAAACGAAGGUAAAAUAUCUUUACUUCCACU